CCGCCGCCGCUGCUGCUGCUGCUGCUGCUGGGCGGGCACUGCCUGGGCGAGCAGCCUGCGGCCGGCGCCCUGGCCUCCCCCGCCGCCACCGGCCCUGAGGAGACGGUGAUCAUCGGGCUGCGCCUGGAGGACACGGACGACGUGUCGUUCAUGGAGGGCGGCGCGCUGCGUGUGAGCGAGCGCACGCGGGUGAAGCUGCGGGUCUACGGGCAGAACAUCAACAACGAGACGUGGUCGCGCAUCGCCUUCACCGAGCACGAGCGGCGGCGCCGCGGGAUGGCGGCGCCAGGUGCCGGCCCAGGGCCGGGUGGUGGCAGCGAGAGUGGCGACAGCCCCCCGUCCCCGCAGCGCUGUGGCAUCCGCACGUCGGACAUCAUCAUCUUGCCGCACAUUGUGCUGAACCGCCGCACGUCGGGCAUUAUCGAGAUCGAGAUCAAGCCCCUGCGCAAGACGGAGAAGAGCAAGUCGUACUACCUGUGCACCUCGGUGGCGGCACCGCCCAGCGCGCUGGGUGCUGCCGACGGGCCGGGCUGGACGGAGACGACGUGGAUCUACCAUGAUGGUGAGGACACCAAGAUGAUUGUGGGCGAGGAGAAGAAGUUCCUGCUGCCCUUCUGGCUGCAGGUGAUCUUCAUCUCGCUGCUGCUGUGCCUCUCGGGCAUGUUCAGUGGGCUCAACCUGGGACUCAUGGCACUGGACCCUAUGGAGCUGCGCAUUGUGCAGAACUGUGGCACAGACAAGGAGAAGAACUACGCCAAGCGCAUUGAGCCGGUGCGGCGCCAGGGCAACUACCUGCUGUGCUCGCUGCUGCUGGGCAACGUGCUGGUCAACACCACCCUCACCAUCUUGCUGGACGACAUCGCCGGCUCGGGGCUGGUGGCCGUGGUGGUGUCCACCAUCGGCAUCGUCAUCUUCGGCGAGAUUGUGCCGCAGGCCAUCUGCUCCCGGCACGGCCUGGCCGUGGGUGCCAACACCAUCUUCCUCACCAAGUUCUUCAUGAUGAUGACCUUCCCAGCCUCCUACCCGGUCAGCAAGCUGCUGGACUGUGUGCUGGGCCAGGAGAUCGGCACGGUCUACAACCGAGAGAAGCUGCUGGAGAUGCUGCGGGUCACUGACCCCUACAACGACCUGGUGAAGGAGGAGCUCAACAUCAUCCAAGGGGCACUGGAGCUGCGCACCAAGACGGUGGAGGAUGUGAUGACGCCCCUGCGGGACUGCUUCAUGAUUGCCGCCGAGGCCGUGCUGGACUUCAACACCAUGUCGGAGAUCAUGGAGAGCGGCUACACCCGCAUCCCUGUCUUUGAGGGCGAUCGCUCCAACAUCGUGGACCUGCUUUUUGUCAAGGACCUGGCUUUCGUGGACCCCGACGACUGCACGCCGCUCAAAACCAUCACCCGCUUCUACAACCACCCGCUGCACUUUGUCUUCAAC
Gavialis gangeticus (Gharial) is the source of this 1431-nucleotide messenger RNA. Its product is annotated as metal transporter CNNM2-like. Gene Ontology annotation, cellular component: plasma membrane. Lineage: Eukaryota; Metazoa; Chordata; Crocodylia; Gavialidae. Gene Ontology annotation, biological process: magnesium ion homeostasis; transport. The transcript has a single exon. Gene Ontology annotation, molecular function: magnesium ion transmembrane transporter activity. The annotation marks the transcript as partial. The record is from RefSeq and is a predicted model, not a curated record.